CCCGGUGCCCAUGCCCUGGCAGCGUCCGGCCGCGGGCCUCGCCUUCUGCGCCUGCCACCUGGCGGCACACCUCACCAACAAGUACGUGCUGACUACCUUGAAGUUCACUUAUCCCACGCUUUUCCAAGGGUGGCAGACUUUAAUCGGAGGACUCCUGCUCCAUCUGUCCUGGAAGCUUGGCUGGGUGGAGAUCAGUAGCGGCUCAAGGUCUCCCGUGCUGGCCUGGCUCCCUGCUUCCGUGCUGUUUGUCGGCAUCAUCUACGCGGGCUCCAGGGCGCUCUCUCGACUGCCCGUUCCCGUGUUCCUCACCCUGCAAAGUGCAGCCGAAGGGCUCGCCUGCGCCUUCCGGAAGAUCGUGCUGAGGGAGCGUACAUCUCUUCCAAAGAUCUCUAGCGCGGUCUUCGUCCUGGCCGCAGCAGCCUGCCUUCCUCAUCAUGAUGCUCAGUUUGAUCGGGAAGGAUAUUUUUGGGCCCUAAGUCAUCUACUGUGUGUAGGGGCUUACAAGAUACUUCACAAGGCCCAGAAGUCUAACGUGUUAAGUGACAUCGACCAGCAGUACUUAAACUACAUAUUCAGUGCGGUGCUACUGACCUUUGCGUCUUACCCAACAGGUGAACUGCUCAGGGCUGUGGAGUUUCCAUUCCUGUAUUUCUACCGGUUUCACAGCAGCUGCUGGGCCAGUGGGUUCCUGGGAUUCUUUCUGAGCCUGAGCACUGUGAAGCUGAAAAGCCAGACGGCUCCCGGACUGUGCACAGCGUGGAUGGUCUUUGCCAAGGUGAUCACGGCCGGGUUAUCAUUAUUGUGUUUUGACAUGGUCCUGAACCCUCCCGUGGUGUGUUGCCUCCUGCUCGGUGGACUCGGAGAAGCCUUGCUGGUCUACUCGGAAAGGUCUAGCACGUAGAGAAGAGGUGGGGCCGACCCCGGAGCCCUGAGGCAGCAGGAGGAUGGAUCAGCCCCUAUGAUGCACGGGAAGGAAAAAACCAGGGCAGCAACGAGAACGGAACCGGAUGUCCCAACCCGGAUGGGUCCGUUCAGUCCCACUUCCCCCAAGGAGGGGAAGGAAGACCUGAGUGGCAGAGAGAAACUGAGGCGGUCAGAACCACCUGCAUGCCUGAGAGUGACUGACUGGAUGGCCCGGUUGCUCUUGGUGCAGACUUCAACUCUAGGGACCCAGAGUUCCUGCGAAGGAAGAAACAGUACUGCUUCCUCGCUGCUUCUUGUGCUGCUCCUCUGGCAUUCUUGAGGUGCAGGUCUUUGGGGCCCGGUUCCUGUCAAGAAACAUACCCCUCUCCCCCAGACUCCCAUCCUCGCCUCCUGAUUCAAACCCGAGAGGGGUCCGGCUUCUCUGGCCAGAGUCCAGCGGGCUCGCUGUCCAUCUUGUUUGGCAUCCGAGCUGCCGGCCAGUUAGUGUGAAGCCGGGCUGGAAGAGUGACCGGAUUCACCAUUUGGGCAUUUACAUUGGGCUUUCCUCUUGCUGUUCCACUCAGGGUCCCUCCGGCCAGCCCGGAUCACUGGGGAUCGGCAGGUGGAACAGGCCUACAAGAUGGGGAGGGGAGGUAGGGUCUGGGGGUAGCAGAUGACGCUGUGUGUGUGUGUGCUUUCUAUACAGAUGUUUCUGGAAGAAGGCAUGUGAUCUGAUUCAUUCCCCAGGGUGCCAGAGGAAGUUGAAAUCAUUCAGUGAGGAGAGGGUUUUGAAUUCUGCUGAGAUUUGGUCUUGGAUGGUGCCAAUGGUGAGGGGGCCCGUAUGCCUUUCUCAACUGGUUUGGGUUCACUCCCCAGUCACCCCGGUUUCUCCCCGCUGCCGACCCUGGAGUACAAUAGUCAGAUAACUCAGAUGGGUUCUAUUUUGUUUUAAGUGUUGGGAGCUAAUAAUGGAAGAGGCCUCACACGUCCAGAAUUUUGCCUUUCCUUUUUGGCCCCAAAUCCAGUCAUUCUCCUUCCACUCCACAUCUCUGACCUAGACUGACCCCUCUAUCUUGCCCUGCCCCUUGGCUAGGGCUGGUGCUCUAACUGCUUGCCCCCACCAGCCUUCCUCCCCUUCUUCCUCCUCCUCCCCCUCCUUCCUCUCCUCUUCCUCCUCCUGUACUUCCUCCUCCUCCCCCUCCUUCCUCUCCUCUUCCUCCUCCUGUACUUCCUCCUUCCCAAAACGGGCCAGCCCAAGGACCCCCUUGAACAAUCCCACCCACCCCGGGCUCAGGCUUUUUAUGACAGUUUUUUUUAGCCAGUGGUCCAGUGGGCACCCAGCUGCAAAAAUACCCUUACUGAGCCUGCAUCAGGCCAGGGUGGACAAUCUGAUCAUCGUUAGAACUGUUCAGGGAGAAGUUUCUCACAUAUCAACAUCAAAACAAGGUUCUCUCAAGAAAAGAGUUCCCGCACACUGCCAUCAGAAGGUGGGGGAAUCGAUACGGCUUUCGUUUUUGCAAGAGGAAGUCCCUGUGCAAAACAGCACCCGUGUAAUAUCACCUCAAGGAACUUGCUCGGUAUCCAGGACUUUUGGGGGGCCUGGAACCUAAGGGGGAGAUGUGGGGAAGCAUUUGGAAGUUUGGAUUUCUUCCUGCCAAGGUGUGUGUCUCCCAGAUGAUGCUGAGGUGGUGCAGUGGGUGGCUCUAAUAAACAGCUGUUGAUCUAAUAAAGGAGAUAAUGAUCCUGG
Molecule: messenger RNA, 2650 nt
Organism: Tachyglossus aculeatus (Australian echidna)
Lineage: Eukaryota; Metazoa; Chordata; Mammalia; Monotremata; Tachyglossidae
Gene: SLC35D4
Product: transmembrane protein 241
Exons: 15
Coding region: 11-901 (296 amino acids)
Cellular component (GO): Golgi apparatus
Molecular function (GO): antiporter activity
Source: RefSeq, a predicted model, not a curated record